AUGGGUUGUGUCAAGUCGACUUUGUCUGAGCAUGAAUUGCAUUGGAAAGGAGUCGAAACUGCUGCUGCUGCUGCUGCUGCUGCUGCUGCUGCUGCUGCUGCUGCUGCUGCUGCUGCUGCUGAUACUGCGGCUGCAGCAAUGUGCAUCGAGUUUGGACUCAUACGAAUUCAACCCGUGUUUCCAGGACACCAGGUACCAUGUUCCAGCGAACGCAGUCUCGCAUUCAACCGCCUUCUCAACUUUUGCAGCAUUCCAACAUUAACAGUUAUGCGGUUAAUUAGAUUACGUGGCUUUCUCCUCCUCCUCCUCCUCCUCCUCCUCCUCCUCUUCUUCUUCUUCUGCAUCUCCUCCGCAUUACCACGAAGCGCAACCACUAGCGCGCACGUUAAUUAA
This is a messenger RNA of Mesocestoides corti, 393 nucleotides long. The record is from the annotation of a GenBank genome assembly. NCBI's taxonomy places the organism in Eukaryota, Metazoa, Platyhelminthes, Cestoda, Cyclophyllidea, Mesocestoididae.